CAAAGCAAUCUAGAUUCUAGGGGAGGGAGGCAUUCCAAUCUCCCGCUAUCGCCUGAAGAUGCAAACUCUUCAAAGCUCUUCUUUGUUCUUCACAUUCCCAUCUUCUAAAACCCUCCUUAAACCCCAAUCUUCAAAAUUCAGUUCUUUUUCUUUAUUCCCCUCUUCUUUAUCCAAGCCUUCCCGACCUCUUACACUUCACUGUUUCAGUUCAGAUGAAUUCCCAGUAGGUGAUGACGACGCAUUUCUCGAAGCAUUUGGGCCCAAGGAGAAAGAAUCCGAAGAAGAAGCCCGUCGCAAAAACUGGGUCGACCGUGGUUGGGCUCCAUGGGAAGAAAUCCUUUCACCUGAAGCUAAUUUCGCCCGAAAAUCUCUCAACGAAGGAGAAGAAGUCGCCCUUCAAUCACCUGAAGCUAUUGAAGCUUUUAAAAUGCUUAGCCCAAACUACCGAAAAAAGAAAAUUUCAGAUAUGGGUAUAACGGAAGAUGAGUAUUACGCUAAGCAAUUUGAGAUUAAAGGUGAAAUUCCUGAGCCUUUGAGUACUAUGUGGGCUGGGCCUUUAGUGGUUCGUCAUGUACCGCCUAGGGACUGGCCGCCGAGGGGGUGGGAGGUUGAUAAGAAGGAAUUGGAGUUCAUUAGGGAAACCCAUAAGCUGCAGUCAGUGAGAGUGGACUAUGAUAAAGUGGAGGAAAUGGUGAAAAUGGAGACUGAUGAUAUGGGGUUGGACCGGUAUAAGAUGUUUCUGAAGCAGUACAAUGAGUGGGUUGCUGCUAAUAAAGAUAGAUUGGAAAAAGAAUCUUAUAAGUAUGACCAGGAUUAUUAUCCUGGGAGGAGAAAAAGGGGAAAGGAUUACCAAGAUGGAAUGUAUGAACUCCCGUUUUACUACCCAGGACAAAUUUGUGCAGGUAAGGUGACAGCUAUACAUCUUUAUCAAGGAGCAUUUGUUGACAUUGGAGGUGUUCAUGAUGGGUGGGUGCCAAUAAAGCGAAAUGACUGGUAUUGGAUCCGCCAUCACAUAAAAGUUGGUAUGCAUGUCAUAGUUGAAAUUCUGGCUAAACGCGAUCCUUACAGGUUUCGGUUCCCUAUUGAGAUGCGCUUUAUUGAUCCUAACAUAGAUCACCUAAUCUUUAAUAGAUUUGAUUUUGCGCCUAUAUUUCACCGUGAUGAGGAUACAAAUCUAGAUGAAUUGCGCCGUGACUGUGGAAGACAACCUCUUCCUAGAAAAGACCCUGGAGUCAAAGUCGAAGAAGAACCACUAUUAUCAAAUCACCCCUACGUGGACAAGUUAUGGCAAAUCCAUAAUGCUGAACAAAUGAUUCUGGAUGACAUGGAGGCAAAUCCUGUUAAAUAUAAAGGCAAAAACUUGACAGAGUUAACUGAUGAUGAAGAUUUUGAUGAAGAAAAUCGCAUUGAAUACUCCAAAGCUUAUUAUAAGAAAGCGUUGCUUCCUAAAAUGAUUACGAAAGUCAGUGUAAAAGAGCUUGACUUGGAAGCUGCAUUUGCCGAGCGUCAGCACCAUAAUAAACUAAGAAUGGAAGCACAAGAACGAGGAGAGGUGUACAAAAUUCCCAAGCUGAGACGAAACAUUGAAAUGGAUGAAUAUGACUUUAUCCAUUGGCGUCGGUCCCUUGAGGAAAGAGAGGCUAUGUUAAGAGAUAUAAGCUG
Nicotiana tabacum (common tobacco) is the source of this 1662-nucleotide messenger RNA. Lineage: Eukaryota; Viridiplantae; Streptophyta; Magnoliopsida; Solanales; Solanaceae. The record is from RefSeq and is a predicted model, not a curated record.